Messenger RNA from Camellia sinensis, 2293 nucleotides. Lineage: Eukaryota; Viridiplantae; Streptophyta; Magnoliopsida; Ericales; Theaceae. The record is from RefSeq and is a predicted model, not a curated record.
UAUUGAAAAAAACCCUUUGAACGCAACCAUUUUGAAGUCGGACCUUUUUUGCACCCAAUUUGAACCAUAGUUGUUUGAAAAAAUUGUACUUAAACACCAUUGUUGGGACUGGAAGAUCUCCGAUUGAUUUCUCAGAAAAAUGGUCUCUGCAAAACAGAUAUUUUUAUCGCAUUUACCUGACUAUUUCAAGGAAUAUAUGUUCAAGGAACUCAACAGGUUGCGCUCAAAAUAUUUGGAUGGAGUGGUUUUCUGGAGCCGAGAAGACGACGAACCCCAACGUGUUUUCUGGAGCCGAGAAGACGACGAACCCGAACGUCUUUCUUCUACUCUCCCCGACGGCGAUAUUUCCAACUUAAACAAGAUCAUCAGAGAUUUGCUUUACAGAAUUACAAACGAUUGGGCUCCUUCUCCGUAGCUAGUUCAAUUUUGGGCACGCAUAACAACAAAAGAGGGCCGGUCUUUCCUUACAACUCGAAACCAACCUUUCUCUCUAACAUCAUUUUGGUAUGAACCUCCUAUUGAAGGACUUUUGGGGUAUAGGAUGAUCUGUAUGGAUUCUAAAUUUGACAUUGAUUUGGAUGGGGGAACAAGUCUUCCUGGGCGAGUGUUCAAGCAUCAAUUCCCCGAAUCCACGUCUAAUCUGGAGUUUUACUCUAUCACAGAGUAUCCACAGCGUGACGAUGCUAUACGUUGCGGAGUUCGAGAAUCUUUCGCUUUCCCAGUCUUUGAAUCUUCUACUCAAAGGUGUGUUGGCGUAAUUGAAGUAGUGGCACCACCAGAGGAAGGCGUUAUUUGUAACAGCUAUUUUCGGUACAGAAUAUAUAAAGAUUUUGAGGAGUUUGGUCUGAAAUGUUCAGUUGUAUUUGAUCACAAGGACAUGGAAUUAGAUGAGGAUGAAAAUGAAGCUCAUACAAUUGCCUUGGAUGAAAUCAAGAAUGUGUUGAAAAUGGUAUGUGAUGUUCAUGAUUUACCUUUAGCUCAUGCAUGGGUCCCAUGUGAGGUAGGUUGCCCAUGCAGGGCUCUGGUUGAUGGUGGCAUCCUUCAUGCAAGUUGUUAUUACAAGAAAGAUGACUAUGGUGAAGAUGAAGAUGAAGAUGACUAUGGUGAAGAUAAAAAUGCAUUUCAUCAUAUCAGUUCUUCAUUUCACUUAAAGAAUGGGGUGGGGGUUGUUGGGAGAGCACUUUUGUCCACUAAUAUGGUAUUCUGCAGGGAUGUAGCUCAACUUAGCCUAACUGAGUACCCAUUGGCACACUAUGCACGAAAGGUUGGAUUAAGCGGUUGCUUAGCAAUAUGCUUGGAGAGCAAUUGCACUGGAAAUGAUGUUUACGUGCUAGAGUUUUUUAUGCCGAUGAGCAACAAUGCCAGUGAAAACCCACACACCUCAUUAAGGAAAAUAUUGGAAACAAUGAGGAAAAAUUUUCGUUGUCUUAGGGUUGCUACUAGAGAAGAACUUGAGGAAGAAUUACAUAUUGAAGAAAUUAGUAUUCAAAAUGGUGAGAAACUUGAUCCUGUUCAAAUCCCCCAAACCACUAUAUCUUUGCCUCAGCUGGAACUCUCACAAAGUGAAGUUGAGGUAAUGCAAGUGGAUUCAUCAGAUCAGCAAUUAGUGAAUGCCAUAAAUACUGGAAGCAAUGUUUUUGGUACAGAACAUAACAACAUUGCUAUUACUUGUACACAAGAGAAAGACACAGUGAAGGCGUCAAAAAGAAAAGGCAACAAAUCUGGAGGCACAGUAAAGGUGUCAACAAGAAAAGGCGACAAAUCUGGAGGCACAGGAAAGGCGUCAACAAGAAAAGGUGACAAAUCUGGAGGCACAGUAAAGGCUUCAGACAGAGAAGACAAUAAAACGGGAGUUAAAAUUGAAAUUUCCUUAGAAGAAAUCCUGCAAACUUCAAAAAUGAAACUUGAGGAUGCUGCCCAAAGCCUCGGAGUUAGUAAAUCUACGUUGAAGUGUGCAUGUAGAGAGUAUUGUAUUGAGAAGUGGCAUCCUCGCAAUAUAAACAAAAACAAAAACAAAGGCAAAGCACCAAUGGAUCCAACUGUCAAGAAAAGUGCCCCUCCAUCUAUGCCAAAGCUCAUGAGAGACUCAAUUACAGAUCUCCAAGAAUAAGAACAAAGGACGAUAAAAGCAACUCAAACAACCUCAAGGGAGGUGAGAUCAAAGAAAAGGCAAGAACCUUCCACCACAUCCAUGCUUCAGGAAGAUUUUAACCCCACAUUCAGUGAACGGGACAUUCCAUUGAGCCAAAUGUUUGAACCAACAGUCCAUAACUCCCCAGACCAAACAUAUCAG